AUUUGGCGAACAGAGAAGUCCUGCCCGUCCAUCUAUUGGAUAAGAAAAAAGCCAAAUAAAUGUAAACUAUUGGAGAAGAAAUGGGUUCCAUCAUGACAUGCACUUUAGAAUGAGAAUAAAAAAACUAAAUAGUCCGUCAGUGGUUACAAAUGGCAUGAAUCCGAUAAUCAGAGUAAAUGAGCAUGUGUGUCCAUCGGGUGUACGCCGUGAUUUGCAUUGAUGACAGCAGUCGUACAGUACACCUCACGCUCCGAUGUCGCUGUCAUUCCCACCCCCUUAAGCGGUCACACUGGCUGUGACCCAGGACUCAGAACCUAGUGAGAUCGACAGCAUUUGAGGCAUCAUUGUGGAAUCCUGUCUAUUCAACUGAGUUGACUCGGGUGCUGUCUAGAUGGGCAGCUCACGGUUUUGGAAACCCAUCCACUGAAUUUACCACCACCACAGCAGCAUUCAUUCAUUUGACUCGCGGAGCUCUGUGCAAACCGUCUGACAUCGCAGGCUUAUUCGCUCGGAAAGACAGCAAUCAGCCAUUUUAGCCCUGCGAGUUCCACAUUUCCGCGCUGAAUUCGCAUGAGCCACAUGUGACGAUUGUAGGAAUGUGGAGUAUGGGAUCACAACAGCCCAUCAUCACCUACAGCUUGGAAUCACCUUGGGAGAUGACAGACGGAUGCAUAGGGAGGAUUGGAGCCUACCAGCCAACAUCAUAAAUUCACCAUGGACCAGGGCUUCAGUUUCAGCACACUGAAGAAGCUAGCAGCCGAGCCAGACCACACUGACAUCACUCUGCCAGCGGUCGAGCGUGUCCGGGCCCUUAGCAAAAUGGGCUACAAUAUCGAGAUAAAUGAAGACAUUGCCCCACGGUGCUACUUCCGCUCUGGCGUGGAGAUGGAGCGAAUGGCUGCCAUUUAUCUAGAGGAGGGCAGUCUGGAGAAUGCUUUUGUCCUCUACAACAAGUUCAUCACUUUAUUUGCGGAGAAACUCCCAUGUCACAGGGAGUAUCAGCAGUGCAAUGUCCCUGAGAAGCAAGUGAUAAUGAAGAAAUUGCAGGAAGUAGCUUUUCCACGAAAGGAUCAGCUGAAGAGACUUCUCCAUGAGAAAUACAGCAAGGAACACAGUGAUUAUCUGAAGAGUCAGAGCCAAGCCAUGUAUGUUGAGAUGUGUGGUGAACGACUGCAGAAGAUGUCGCUAUUGGAGGAGGAAAGGCAACGUGUGGAGCAGCUCAGGAAGAUGCAGAUUGAGUCUGAGCAGUUCCGCUACUUUGAGGACCAACUGCGUAGACAGGAGCUGGCCAGUUGCAGGGAGGAACAAACCGAUGGGUCCUGCUUGUCCCAAACCCCAAAGAACCAUGUACGCCUUGAACCCAAUCGUAAAAAAUCAUUUGUCCCUGUCCCUAAACCAGCAGCCACGUUAGCAGCUGUACAAAAUCAGCGUGUGGAAGGCCUGAGGCGGGUUUUAAUCCCACGAGACCUGACUUACAGGUUCCUGCUGCUGGCUGACAGUAACACAGCCAGAGGAAUUGAGACGUGUGGAGUUCUCUGUGGAAAGCUGGCACACAAUGAUUUUGUGCUCACCCACGUGAUCGUUCCCAAGCAGUCAGCCGGCCCUGAUUACUGUGACAUGGAGAAUGUGGAAGAGCUGUUCAGUUACCAGGACCAUCAUAAUCUUCUGACCUUGGGCUGGAUCCAUACGCACCCAACUCAGACGGCCUUCCUCUCCAGCGUGGAUCUUCACACACACAGCUCUUAUCAACUCAUGCUUCCAGAGGCCAUCGCUAUUGUUUGCUCCCCUAAACAUAAUGACACAGGAGUGUUUCGACUCACCAGCGCUGGAAUGGGAGAAGUGGCUGGUUGCAGAUUGAAAGGUUUUCACCCCCACUCUAAAGACCCGCCUCUGUUCACUAUUUGCAAGCACAUCGUGGUGAAGGACACAAAAACGACAGUGCUGGACCUCAGGUGACAGAGGAAGAGGAGAGAUACUGCAGUGUCAAAGAACCAUUGAGAAUAUUUAUUUAUAUAUUUGUUUACUUGAAGGCUUUUUGUAUUUAUUUACUUUACAAUAAGGUUCUGUGAAAUGGAAUCCCUCAGCUGAACAGUUUGCUGUGAGCAGGUUUAGUGAAGCUGUUGAGAUGCUCCAAUGGCAUUUUGUGCUUUCUAUGUUAUAAUAAGCUUUAUGUUUGUGGCCAGGUGGUUUUCAGAUUUUUCUGUCAGAGCAUAUUGUGUCUAAUGAUCUGACUGCUAUUUUGUUUCUGUGUCCUCAAGGUGGCAUCAUUUAGCAAGGAAUAUGAGGCUGCUACAAUGUGACUUGUUUUCAGGACUUUUUAAAAGGAAGUUGUGUGGGUGUGUGCGCGCGCGCGUGUGUGUGAUUUGCCUUUGAUAUUGGUUAAUGUCACUUGCAGUUCUCACUAUAACAUGAUAUACACUAAAAAGGUGAGGAAUUUCGUUUUGUAUCUGGAUUUUUUUAGUUUUGUGUAUGCUGCCAGUAAAAACAGUGAGAACUUUUUAGGCCUUACUAAAAAUUAUAGACAUACAUGAGGAGAUUUGUAUUGGUUGAAAGCAUUAAAUGAUUGAUAUUUAUACUGAGCUACAUCAACCUUUAAAAUGGUGCAACACAUAGAACUCAGAAUCUGGCUUUCAAUAAAACAAAAUCUAUUUCUGGCUUAAAAGAUUUCUGUUGUAUCAAGCAAUAUAUUUGUGUUGGCCAUUGGACUGACUUUCUCAACCUUAAAAUGGAUCGGAUUUAAAGAAAAGUGUCUCUUAAAAAGUAUAAACAAGUAGAAAAAUGUUCCCCAAUAAAGGGGAACAAAACAUUGCUGUGGGAGCUUUGGUUUAACCCAAAACCAAAGCUCCCACAGCAGAAUGGGCAAAGAAACCACAAGGCAUUACUAGAGGGGCUUUUGCCAUCAGGGCCAUGACUGAACUCUUCUCAGGUUACCAUUCCAUCAUUAUUACAACCAGACAUGAUUUUUUUCAGCAGUAGAAGAUAAAAAGAGAUGAAAUCUGACCUACAGUGGCCCCAGAAAACAUUUGGACACUUAUAAAUGCAUGGAUGUUUUUGUAUUUUAUAACCAAAUUUCAAACCAAUGGAAUUUAUUUGAAAGAUAUAUAAGAGAAACAUGCUUUUCAAGCAAAACAUUUCAGCAAAACAAUGACAUUUGUUGGGUUUUGAAUUAUAAAGCAGUAUUAUUAAUAUUAAUAUUGUUCAAAGUUAAGGGGAAAAGGUAUUAGAGCAUAGUCUGGUUGUCAAAAGUUAAUUUGAUGAACUACACCUUUGAAAAAAGUCUUAACAUACUUUAUUUGCAGACAGCACUUGUGUAUAUACAAUAUAUUGUGUUCAGCAGGGACUAAAAUCUAAAUGUUUUUCAUUUCGGAUCGUUCUGAGCAGAAACAAUAUUUUUAAGUUCAGGUUACGCUAUUCCACAGCCUCAUUUCCAAUUGGUAACCAGUUACAAUGAAAUAAAAGAACAGUUAAUAACGUUCUUGUUAAAAUGACAGUAAUCUGUGCUAAGGGUGGGUGAUAUACCAGUUACUGUGUUUCCAGAUCUCGAGAAACGAGGCACCUGUUUUGUUAAAAAGCUCAAAAUAAAGGAUUCCCUUACCCAAAAUAAGCAAAAAUGAGCGCUAAGUUUUUUUUACCAUGUGGGGGAAUUUUCACAAUAGAAAUCAUAAACAUAACAUACUGGAGUCUACAUGAAGUAACGUCUUUUCAAUAAAUUUGUUCAUUAUAAUAAAUAUUUUCCCAAAAAUAUUUCAAACAUUUCAAAUAUCAUUUGGCCACCAAAAAUCAACUAAUGGCCUAAAUCUCUCCUGCAUCCAUGCACACAUCAAGCACCACCUUCUGUAAAUAAUUGUAUUUUAUAAAAUGUUUUGCAUUAUUUAUUAAACUAGCGGUGUCCGUCUGAAUCAAAGCGCAUGCUUAUCUUCUACUAAAAAUAGAGAAGCCUUAUUUUUC
This is a messenger RNA of Xyrauchen texanus (razorback sucker), 3948 nucleotides long. RefSeq names its product STAM binding protein-like 1 (gene stambpl1). The coding region runs from base 715 to 1956 and encodes 413 amino acids. Lineage: Eukaryota; Metazoa; Chordata; Actinopteri; Cypriniformes; Catostomidae. The record is from RefSeq and is a predicted model, not a curated record. Gene Ontology annotation, cellular component: membrane; endosome. The transcript is spliced from 12 exons. Gene Ontology annotation, biological process: protein K63-linked deubiquitination. Gene Ontology annotation, molecular function: protein binding; K63-linked deubiquitinase activity; metal-dependent deubiquitinase activity.